GAUCUUGUGCUGGAAUAGAGCAUAGUACUACCUCAGCGAACAACAUCAAGCGAAGAGAUGUACUAGGGGCUGUCUCAUGCUGACUGCUGAUCCGUACAUGAUUGACAAGUGCAUGUAUAUUAGUUGCACGAAGAGCUCUUGAAGCCGUACUCAUGUCAACAGCAGGAAAUCAAAAGGCGUACACAAGCAAACGCUGAGGUGGCAACUAUUUCACUUACUCUAGCAGGGAGGAUGCAUCACCAUCUUCUCAUCAAGAACUACUGCUCUCGUUUCCAAGUCUCGUACCAAUACUAGCUUUGAAAUUUAAAUUCCAGGGUAGGUAUCUCCUUCGAUUCUAAUGAUAUCCAAAGAUCAAACAGAGAUGCAUCUCUCUUCAAUUGGGAUCAAAGAUACGGUGCAUUAUCAGGUGGACUGUGCAGAAUCUGCCACUCUCGGUAUAACCACGAAGACAUGGAAAAGCUGAUACGACCGAGAUGUAAUAGGAAAUCAGCAGCCUAAAAACAAAGACCAAACCAUGUGUGUUGCGGUUCGAUGUGUCAUAUGAUCAGUAUCGAAAUAAAAUGUUUAUCAAAUGUUGCGUUCACUGGUGGUCUGGCCAUUAUUUUCCUACCUUUAACCUGAAUUUCGAUGAGGCAGGGCCCAUGACAUUUUGGCAAGAGUUCCAGUAAAAAUGUGUUUCGAAUGGCGAUGCUCCUGGUGUGGACCUUAUUGGGACUGGUAGUUGGUUUAGCACUUGGAGGUGGUCUGCACAACUUGAAGGUUUCACACACUGCAAUUGUGCUCCUCGGGUACCCAGGAGAGCUGAUGAUAAGAGCAUUACAGCGGUUUAGUCUGCCCCUGUUGACCUUCGCUCUGAUUCAAGCAGGAGCGGAAGAGUGGCAAGAUCGGAGGAAUGCUUAUUACAUAUCACGUAACCAGCAUGUUUGUGGCUGUUUCUAUCGGCAAUUCUGCAGUGUACAUCAUCAACCCUGGCAAAAUCAGACCCUUCGAAAGGAAAGAAGGAGAUGCUAAGUGUCAAGCCGUAACCACCGGUGAAGUGGCAGCUUCUUAUGUAUUGUGCUUCUAUAAUAGCGACUUUGGCCUAAAGGCUUCAUCUGAUAUGAUUUGAAACACUCAGAUGGUUAUGUGUUGUCUGAUUACAAUCCAUAUCUUUCUAUAGUGCAGCCAGACUAACACUUACUGGUACAUUAUCACUUAUCACUGAACUCUGUGGAUAACUUGCUGUUGAUAGAGAAAUUCAAGUAGUGAUUGAAAUACUACUUUUGAAUUUCCUCUUAACCUUGGGCAAGAUAUCAUCCCCACCAACAUGACGGUAGCUGUGGUGCUGCCAUAUUACUUUAGCUUGAACGUGUUUGCGAUGAUUUCGCUCUGUUUCUUUUCAGAGUAGGUAAGAAUCUGAUCUUUAGCUCAAAUCUUAAUUCCCAUUAUAUUGGUAGUUUGAUGAUAAGCGAAAGGACUAGCUCAAAAAGGGUUUGAAGUAGGAUUCCGUUGUGAUGACAGUUGCAUCGUAGAAGGUUACAAGUGCCGCUGAUUCCAAGCGCCAAGGGAAGGCCCGAGUCCAUUACAGAGAUGAUUGAAGUCUUGAACGUAGUGAGAAUGAAAACUGUGAGUGCACUUCAUUUUAAGGAAUUAUAAUUACUACGGAUACGCUGAAG
Messenger RNA from Marchantia polymorpha subsp. ruderalis, 1655 nucleotides. Lineage: Eukaryota; Viridiplantae; Streptophyta; Marchantiopsida; Marchantiales; Marchantiaceae. The record is from the annotation of a GenBank genome assembly.